CAGUAUUUGACAUUCUGUCUCCUGACACGACCGUAAUCUUUGAAUUUAAUCCCGUAACUGAUACAAUGCCAAAGCUAGCCAGGCAGAAUAUGCCGGGUACUAUGUCUUCGACGAAAGCCCCAUAUGCGCCAAAGACUAGAUCAAUAGCCUGCCGUAAAUGUCAUUCGCGAAGAGUUAAAUGUUCUGGAGGACAACCUUGUAAUAACUGUAAACGGGCAAACAAGGCUGUAGAGUGCGUUUACCCUCAAAGAGAUAGAUUCGUAAAAAUUAGCCAAAAGUACAUUGACGAAUUGAUUGAAGAAAACCAACGCCUUCAGAAUCGUGUAUCUCAAUCAGGAUCGCCAAUUGAUGCACAAGAUAAUAAUACUCUGGAAAUCAGCCAUGGGACAGACCUCCGCGAUGAAGCAUCGUCGAUACAUGUCCCCGAGUCGGCGGCUACGCCUUGGUUCAUUGACAUGGCUGUUCCUCAUACUCCCAUCCUUCUCUCUGAAGCCUCAGACUCGGCGUUUGCGACGCGUUUCCGCCAGGCAAUGUCUGAUUCUGAACACAGUCAUCUACCCCGAGUAAAUUUUCCAGCGGAUGAUCACCUUCUGGCCUUGGGUGAUGCAGCUUGUGCAUGGCCGAACCCAUCCCAGGCACGUCUUCUCGUCAAUGCUGCAUUAAGGUGCCUUGGGCGCUGGCACCAUAUUGUUUGCCGCAGUGCGGUCCUUGAGGAGCUCGAGCGCAGCCUGCAACAUCCCAGACCAAUAGGUUUUCUCCUGCAAAGUAAACUUUGGGUACUAUUUGCAAUCGGAAAGAUGUAUGCGACACGAACAUCUGCUGCUUGUAAAACCUUCCCUGGCCUGGAAUACUUUGCUAAAGCUACCAAAAUUCUCCGCGUCACCAGUGAGCGCCCGACCCUUGAAAUGGUAGAGACGUGGCUUUUGCUGUCUUACUAUUCUCUUUGUCUCAAUCGACGACAUUCUGCGUACAGCCUAGCUGGUUCUGCCUUGCGGGUAUCUAUUAUCAUGGGCCUGAAUUUCAACGUCCCCGAGCCUCUUCUUACGGAUCCUGCAGCGCGUGAGCAUAGGAUCCGAGUUUGGUGGACUGCUUAUACAUUUGACAGAAUGUGGGCCACAAAACUGGGGUACCCGGUGGGAAUUCAUGACAGUGACAUUGACGUAGACCUUCCGUCGAAUAAGCUUCUGGACAGUAACUUUGAGGACUGUUCUUAUUCUAUCGCAAUGAUAGAUCUGGCAAGGAUAUCGGGGCGUAUAACUCACUCAAUAUAUGGUAAAAGCUCUCAGCAGGCCUCAUUAUCGAAACGAGUCCACGACAGCCUGUCAGACCUCCAUCAGUGGCUCAAAAAUCUCCCCCCAGAAUUGCAGAUGGAUUCAACACAAGAUACAGACCAAAAGGCAGAAUCUUUAUAUCUAUUAUUCAACCAGCUUGUGAUACUUGCUACUCGUCCAGUCCUGCUUCAGGUCUUUCGCACACGUAUUAAAAGUGUUGAUUCGGGAUCAACAUCGGAAAUUCCAGAUUCUGCAAGCGCUCUAUCGGAUGCAUGCAUUAGAUCUGCGCGUCACUCAUGCCAAAUCCUUACUGAUUUAUGGAUAAGUGGCACUUUUAUGAUGUUUGACUAUUUUCACACUCAAUAUCUUUUUACCGCAGCAACAGUCUUAGCCAUCUCGAGCUUACUUGAUGACAGGAGCGGCCAGGCUGAUAGGGAAUGCUUUGAAACGGCACUGCAAUUUCUUUCACAGCUUAAAGACGGUGGAAAUUUUGUGGCCGCUGAGUUUAAGCAACAUGCGGAUGCCAUGACAGCUCUCUUUUCCACUGUUGAAACGAAAAUGCAUGGUCAGCGCGCACAUGGCUCGCCAGAAGAACUUAUAGACUGCGUGGGCAUUAGAAGGAGAGACUUCGAUUCAACGACCGCGGCGGGGGAUAUAACCGCAGAUAUAGUACUAUCUGAGCCCUUUUUCCACGAUCUGCUCGCUCAGCCAAUGCCAGACCUUGAGUUUAUCAAUGCAUCGCUAAGCCUAGAUAGCGACCAAGGACUUUACUGGCCGAUGAUGACUUCGAGUAGUGACCCAGAGACACUGUAUUAAAUCAGCGCUCAUGAUUCAUUACUUGAGCCAUGAGAUUCCGGAA
This is a messenger RNA of Trichoderma asperellum CBS 433.97, 2130 nucleotides long. RefSeq lists its product as uncharacterized. Gene Ontology annotation, cellular component: nucleus. NCBI's taxonomy places the organism in Eukaryota, Fungi, Ascomycota, Sordariomycetes, Hypocreales, Hypocreaceae. Gene Ontology annotation, molecular function: sequence-specific DNA binding; zinc ion binding; DNA-binding transcription factor activity, RNA polymerase II-specific. The record is from RefSeq and is a predicted model, not a curated record. Gene Ontology annotation, biological process: DNA-templated transcription; positive regulation of transcription by RNA polymerase II.